Triplophysa dalaica is the source of this 7081-nucleotide messenger RNA. RefSeq names its product laminin, beta 2 (laminin S) (gene lamb2). Gene Ontology annotation, cellular component: laminin trimer. The record is from RefSeq and is a predicted model, not a curated record. Bases 139 to 5487 code for a protein of 1782 amino acids. Gene Ontology annotation, molecular function: extracellular matrix structural constituent. Gene Ontology annotation, biological process: substrate adhesion-dependent cell spreading; basement membrane assembly; cell migration. The transcript is spliced from 34 exons. Lineage: Eukaryota; Metazoa; Chordata; Actinopteri; Cypriniformes; Nemacheilidae.
GUCCGUCUGUGUUUUUUGAAAGCUCUGAAAGUCUCUGGCGCUUCUCAUCUCAAUGGAUUCAUAGCAUAGAGCAGACUGACCAUUGAGAACAAUCAAAACAUACGUAGGCGCGCGACAGUACAAGAAGGAUAAAGGACCAUGCGCGCAUUUCUCCUGCUCUUCAUCUGUGUCCUGGCGACGUCCAACGCACAGGAGCCUGACCAUGCUCACGGCUGCACUUAUGGAAGCUGUUAUCCAGCAACCGGUGAUCUCUUAGUGGGUCGGGAGAAGAACCUGAAGGCGUCGUCUACCUGCGGCCAGCGGAGGAGAGAACCCUAUUGCAUUGUUAGCCACCUACAGGAGGAAAAAAAGUGUUUCCAUUGUGAUUCCCGACGGCCCUAUGAUCCUUCUUCCAACACCAUGAGUCAUGGUAUUGAGAAUGUCAUAACAACCUUUAAAGAACAUCGCAAGAAGUCCUGGUGGCAGUCUGAGAAUGGAAAAUCUGAUGUUUACCUUCAGCUGGACCUGGAGGCAGAGUUUCACUUUACUCAUCUCAUCAUGGCUUUUAAGACGUUCCGUCCAGCCGGUAUGUUGAUUGAGCGAUCGGCAGAUUUUGGACGAACCUGGCAGGUGUACCGUUACUUUGCUCACGACUGUGACUCCAUCUUUCCGGGAAUUUCCCAAAGUCCUCUUCGCAAGAUUGAUGAUGUCAUCUGUGAAUCACGAUAUUCCGACAUUGAGCCGUCGACGGAAGGAGAGGUGAUUUAUCGUGUCCUGGAACCUGCUAUCCGAAUCGAUGACCCAUACAGUCCCAGCAUUCAGAAUCAGCUGAAGAUCACCAACCUCCGUGUAAACUUCACCAAGCUGCACACUCUGGGUGAUAAUUUAUUAGACUCACGGCCUGAGAUCAAAGAGAAAUACUACUAUGCCAUGUAUGAGCUGGUUGUCAGGGGCAACUGUUUCUGCUAUGGGCACGCCUCUGAAUGUGCUCCAAUUGAAGGGAUUAGGGGUGACAUAGAGGGCAUGGUUCACGGGAGGUGUGUUUGCAAACACAACACAAAUGGGCUGAACUGUGAGAAAUGUGAUGAUUUUUAUAAUGACCUGCCCUGGAGACCGGCUGAGGGACGCAACACUAACGCCUGCAAGAAAUGCAACUGUAACAGUCACUCCAAUAAAUGUCAUUUUGACAUGGCCGUAUAUCUGGCUAUGGGUAAUGUCAGCGGAGGUGUGUGUGACAACUGUCUUCACAACACCGUGGGCCGCAACUGUGAGACAUGUAAACCGUUCUACUACCAGGAUCCAACUAGAGAUAUUAGAGAUCCUGGGGUCUGCGUGGCCUGCGAUUGCGACCCUGAUGGUUCUCUGAAUGGCGGUAUUUGUGACGGACAUGAUGACCCCUCUCUGGGCAUGAUCGCGGGUCAGUGUCGCUGUAAAGAUUACGUCGAAGGCCAACGCUGUGAUAAAUGCAAGCCUGGUUUCUAUGGGCUCAGUGCCAAUGACCCCCGGGGAUGCCAACCGUGUAAAUGUGAACCGAGGGGUACGGUGUCCGGAGGCCCCCAGUGCGACCCUGUGAGUGGAGACUGCUUCUGUAAACGCCUGGUUACUGGACACAGCUGUAACCAAUGUCUACCUGAACACUGGGCCCUGAGUCAUGAUGCAAGUGGUUGCAGAGGAUGUGACUGCGAUGUGGGCGGAGCCACAGACAACCAGUGCUCGAUGGAAACAGGGCAGUGUCCCUGUCGAAGCCACAUGAUUGGUCGGCAGUGUAACCAGGUGGAGCCUGGGUAUUUCUUUAUGGCCCUGGACCACUACAUCUAUGAGGCUGAAAAGUCCAAAUUUGGUCAAGGUUCCACUUUUGAAGAGAGAGAGUACCAGCCAAACCGAGCAACCUCAUGGACUGGCUCUGGGUUUGCACGAGUCCCUGAAGGUGGUACUCUGGAAUUCGCCAUUAACAACAUUCCCUAUUCUACGGAGUAUGAUGUCCUUAUACGCUAUGAGCUUCAGAUGCCACGGGAUUGGGAGGAAGUGCGUGUAUUGAUGAUUAGACCGGGCCCCAUACCCACCAGCAGUCCAUGUGGAAACACCAUUCCUGCAGAUGACCAGCUAACCGUUUCGCUCCCGACAGGUGCCAGGUUUGUUGUUCUCCCUCACACUGUGUGUUUGGAGAAGGGAGUAAGUUACAAACUGCGUGUGGAGUUUAUCCGUUACGCUGACAGAAACAUUAUCCUCAGCUCCUCUAAUGCCUUUGUACUGGUUGACUCUAUCGCCCUUCUUCCUCGCUACUCUUCUCUUGAGAUGUUUACAGCGGGUGACGCCGCCUCUGUCACGCGGAAGCAAAACUUUGAACGGUACCGUUGCCAUGAGACCGGCAAGAGUGUGUCCCGUCCUCAGAUGAGUGAAGCGUGCGCUAAACUCAUCACCAGCAUGUCAGCGCUCAUUAAUGACGGUGCACUGCCGUGUGAAUGUGAUUCUCAAGGUUCGCUCAGCUCUGAAUGUGAUAUACGUGGAGGUCAGUGUCGCUGUAAGCCCAAUGUAUCAGGUCGGCGGUGUGAUAAAUGUGCACCAGGGGCUUAUGGGUUUGGACCCUCUGGAUGCAAACUUUGUGAAUGUAGUUUGGAGGGCUCUCAGAGCCGUUUCUGUGACCAGCGCACAGGACAGUGUCCAUGUCAGCCUGGUGCCUUUGGCCAGCGUUGCGAUGGUUGCCAGGGUGGGCACUGGGGCUUUCCAAACUGCAGUCCAUGUCAGUGUAAUGGUCAAACAGAAGAGUGCCAUCAGAGAACCGGAGCCUGCCUUAACUGCAGAGGCAACACGGCAGGAGACAAGUGUGAACGGUGCACUAAUGGUUACCAUGGAAACCCACUCCUCGGUUUAGGGAGUCAGUGUCGACCCUGUCCCUGUCCUGAUGGCCCCAGUAGCGGACGGCACUUUGCCGCCACCUGUUACCAAGACAACCGCAACCAACAGGUGGUCUGCAACUGCAAUCAGGGUUACACAGGUUCCCGCUGUGAAGAAUGUGCUCCUGGUUACUACGGCAACCCCUCACAACCCGGCGGGCGGUGCCAAUCUUGUCGUUGCAGUAACAACAUUGAUCUAUCAGACCGCGGUGCUUGUGACAGUCGCACUGGCCAGUGUCUCAAAUGCCUGUACAACACUGAAGGACCAGACUGCGGCGUGUGCAAGAGUGGAUACUAUGGGGAUGCUUCCCGUCGUAACUGUCGGAAAUGCACCUGCUACUUCUUGGGCACGGAGCGCAGUCAGUGUCAAUCCCGAGAUGAAUGUGUGUGCCAGCGUACCACAGGGCAAUGUCAGUGUCUGCCUCACGUUAUUGGACAAACCUGUGACCACUGUGCACCAAACUAUUGGAACCUAGCCAGUGGGCGGGGCGGUGAGCCCUGUGGGUGUGACCCCAACAAUGCUUACACAUCUGCCUGCAAUGAGUUCACAGGCCAGUGCCAAUGCAGACCAGGUUUUGGAGGAAAGACAUGUACAGACUGCCAGGAAAACCAUUGGGGAAACCCCAAAGUCCUGUGCAGAGCGUGUGACUGUGAUCCGCGUGGCAUCGAGACGUCUCAGUGCGAUCGCGUGAGCGGUCAUUGUGCGUGCCGGCAGGGCGUGUCCGGCGUUCGCUGCGAUCAGUGUGCGCGCGGCUUCUCGGGCACUUUCCCAGAUUGCAAGCCUUGCCACCAGUGCUUCGGGGACUGGGACCGCAUCGUUCAGGAUCUCGCAACCAGAACCAAAGCUCUCACGGACCGAGCGAAGGAACUGCAGACAACCGGCUUGACUCGAGCCUUUGAGAGAAAAUUUAAGGAUUUGGAGGGAAAGCUAGCACAGGCGAGAGAGAUUGUAAAUGCCCGAAAUUCUACAGCUGAGGCUGUGACCAUUCUAAUGGGCAUGAUAGAGGAACUCAGAGGUCAAAUUGGUGAGACCACAGAGACACUGAACCAGCUGGAGGGAGACCUGACCGCAGUGCAAGAUAGUAACUAUGAAGCCAGCAAUGCAUUAAGUACACUGGAAAGAGAGGCGAAAGAGCUUAACCUGAACUCAGAUAAGAUGAACCGUCAGCUGGAAAUCCUUAAGAAUUCCAACUUCUUGGGUGCAUAUGACAGCAUUCGGACCUCCUACAACACAUCUCGGGAUGCAGAAAACCGCGCCAACAAAUCCACCACUGACAUCACCAGUACAGUGAGCAAAUCAUCAGACACCCGCAAGAAAACAGAGCGACUGAUGUCCGAAAAAAGAGACAACUUCAACCGAAAGAACGCUGCAAACAAACGCACACUCACAGACUUAAAUGCGAAAGCUCAGCUUCUGGACAUGAAGAAAAUAAAUGAAAAGGUAUGUGGAGCACCAGGUGAUGCUCCCUGUGGAGACAGCCCUUGUGGCGGUGCUGGUUGCCGUGACGAUGAGGGCAAGCGCCACUGUGGAGGCCUGAAUUGCAACGGAGCUGCAGCAGUUGCCAGCAAUGCCCUGGAUAGAUCCAAGCAUGCAGAGAACGAGCUAAACAAAGCUAUGGAAAUAGUGGAAGAUCUCUUCAAGCAGGUGGCAGAUGCUAAGACCAAAGCUCAGGAAGCUAAAAGCAAAGCUCAGGCAGCUCUAGAAAAAGCUAGUGAUGCCAAGAAAAAGGUGGAUCAUUCAAACAACGACCUGCGGGACCUCAUCAAACAGAUUCGUGAAUUCCUCAUGCUGGAGGGGGCGGAUCCCGACAGCAUUGAGGCAGUGGCCAAUCGUGUUCUUGAGCUGUCUAUUCCUGCAUCACCCAAGCAGAUUCGACACCUUGCGGACGAGAUUAAGGACCGGGUCAAGAGUCUGUCUAAUGUGGAUGCCAUUCUAGAGCAGACUCAGAAUGACGUCCGUAAAGCAGAACAGCUGCUGCUAGAUGCCAAGAAAGCCAGAAAUAAGGCAGAGGGGGUGAAAGACACAGCAGUGAGUGUGAAGCAAGCACUGAACGAUGCUGGCAAAGCCCAGGCAGCUGCGGAGAAGGCCAUUGAAAAAGCUCGGAAAGACAUUGGCUUAACCCAGAACCGGCUUGCACAGAUCCAAUCAGAGACAACAGCUCAGGAGAGAGAUCUUGACAAUGCUAUGGACAGGCUAGGAGAUCUUGGGCGACAGAUCGAGGCCUUAAAAACCAAACGUGCCAACAACAGCCUGGAUGCGGCACGGGCAGAGGAAACAGCCACCAUGGCACGAGAAAAGGCCAAUGAAGCUAAAGAGAUUCUGGAUGGCGAGCUGUCCGAUAAGUAUCGUUCUGUUCAGGGACUAAUGGACAAUAAAGCAAAGACAAUGCAGGAAGCCAAGCAGAAAGCUGAGCUUCUGAGAGAUGAAGCCAAGGAGUUGCUUAAGGAUGCACAGGAUAAACUCCAGAGGCUGGCAGAGCUUGAGAAAGACUAUGAAGAAAACCAAAGGGUAUUGGAGGGCAAAGCCAGGCAGCUGGAUGGCCUCGAAGAUAAAAUGAAGGCAAUCCUUAGUGCCAUCAAUAAGAAAAUUCUGAUCUACAACACCUGUCAGUAAUCAGUUAAAGAAAGGAGUCCUGAAACUGCUGCUGCACUGUUUUAAAACAUCUGCCAUUUCAAUCCUUUUAUGCUGCUACAUUUUUGACCACAGACUUACAAGAUCCCAAACUCCCAUAACAAACAAUGUCUGGAAAAGUUUCAGUGAAAGGCUAUUGUAUAACAUUCACAUUAAAAUAUUAAAGGGAUAGUUCACCCAAAUAUGAAAAUUCUGUCAACUAUUAUCCACCCGCAGGUUGUUCCAAAACAGUAUAAAUGUCCUUGUUCUGCUAAACACAAAGGAAGAUAUUUGGAAGAAUGUCAGUAACCAAACAUAUCUCAUCCCCAUUUACUGCCAUUUUAGGGAAAAUAAAGACUACGGUACUUAAUGAGGAAUAUCUUCCUUUGUGUUAAGCAAAACAAAGGAAUUUAUUUUUGGGUGAACUAUCUCUUUAAUGUUGAAUGGAUUUCUGCAAUAAAAUACAGAUAUGCGCUUGUAAGGAAAUAUUCCACUUUCUUGCCAUUUGCGACAACUUGCUUGUUAAUGACUGUAUACGGACAGUAAAAUGAAGAAGUUUGCUUGAAUGUAAAAUACACUGAAUCCAAUCAUGUCACAGAAGUCUGUGCACAGAAUUCUGCUUGUCCUUCUGCAGCAACACCCUCUUACUUACUUUUUUUGAGUGAUUGUGUUUUUAGAUUACACAUAACAUUUGUCUAAUAGUGCCACUGCCUACUAAAAUAACUACUGUAACAAUCGACAAAUACAUUGUGUGUGACAAAAUUGAAGAUUCUAUAGAGGUAAGCUGUUUAAGUUUCAUAUCUAUGACCAUGGACGACAAAACCAGUCUUAUAGAUACAUUUUUAGAAAUUGAGAUUUUUACAUCAUCUGAAAGAAACAAGCUUUCUGUUGAUGUAUGAGUUGUAAGAAUAUGACAAUAUCUGACUGAGAUUACAAUUGUUUACACCUCAGGAAUCUGAGAGUGCCAAAAAAUCUAAAUAUUGAGAAAAUUGUCUUUGAAGUUGUUAAUCAGGGACACUGUGGCAGGACAUCCACUCACAAAAAUAAAGUUUUGAUAUAUUUAAGGUAGGAAAUUUACAAAAUAUCUUCAUAGAACAUGUUCUUUACUUAAUAUCCUAAUAAUUUUUGGCAUAAAAGAAAAAUCUAUCAUUUUGACCCAUACAACGUAUUUUUGGCUUUACUAAAAAUGUUCCUGUGCUACUUAAAGACUGGUUUUGUGAUCCAGGGUCACAUCUGUGUAUAAUGGCUGAUCAAUGUUGUCAUAUUAUUGUAUGUAAUGUGUACAUAAGGUCCAUUUCCCAAAGACAAAUUAACAAUUUAUUAAAAAAUAAAACCAUAAACCCCUUUGCUUUUUAUCUGAUUUCCUUUUAUUGUACGUUAUGUUGGACUGGACCAUAAACCCACUCAAUAACAAAUAGGAACAAAUUCAGCUACGGAGUGUGUAUGAAAAGGGGAAAUAUAUCAAAUACCUUACACUGUAAUUUCUAUAUUGUUGUUUUAAAUGUAUUUCAAUGAAUUGUAUUCGUUUCCCUCUCGCCUCACAAACAUUAUUGAUCAUUUAGUAUUUCAAAUACAUUUUGUGUAUGAGCGCAAAUAA